Messenger RNA from Dreissena polymorpha, 1202 nucleotides. RefSeq lists its product as uncharacterized. The transcript is spliced from 8 exons. Bases 64 to 1074 code for a protein of 336 amino acids. Gene Ontology annotation, biological process: interstrand cross-link repair. NCBI's taxonomy places the organism in Eukaryota, Metazoa, Mollusca, Bivalvia, Myida, Dreissenidae. Gene Ontology annotation, cellular component: Fanconi anaemia nuclear complex. The record is from RefSeq and is a predicted model, not a curated record.
AGUAUUAAAUUUGCCAAGGUUUGAUAGAAAAACCGAUUCUUUCCUCAGUUUGAAUUACGUGUAAUGCUUGCAUUCAGUGAGGUUCUUAAAAAUAUUUAUACGUUUGCAAACAUUUUAACACAGGCUUACGGAGAAGAUGUGAAGGAAUGGAAGGAAAACUCUCUCCAUAAUGCUCAAAAUUGGGCAAAAUAUUGUGAAAAUGUAUUGUGCUUUGUAGAAAAGCAGACCAGAGGCAAGCCAUACAGAUCAGAACUGAACCAGCAUAUUGAAGGAAUGACAGUUGUGCUAAAUCCAGCUGCUUUACUUCAUCUGAAUCUGGACAUACUAAGCAAGGCUCAGUCAUAUUUGAUUCAGGUACUUUCUGAGAACCCCUUCAUGCCACAGAAACUAAUUGCAGUAAAACUGUCAUUAGAUCCAAGUGCAGCAGCUCAGCAAAUUUCAACAUGUACCAGCAAUAUGGAGCAAGCCCCUUUAAAAAGACUGAUCUGUAACAAUGAAGUUUAUGAAACUCACUGCACAAGAAAAUAUGGUCAAUAUUUAUUGAGCAGACUUGUGUAUUUACACAAUAUGCAACAUUCAGCCAAAAGGCUUGACAGAUUUUUGGAAAAACUUUUGUCAGAAAUUACAAGUUUGACGGAUGGAUGGAGUAUAGCUAUGUUUGCCCUACUUGGAGAAGUGUCUGACAUUGAUGCAGUGGAAAGUAUCAAAGAAAAGAUAACACAGAUUGUUUUUGGAAAACUUUCAAGCUGCCUUCACAACUGCCCAGUUGCCAUGCUGUGUGUGGCGUGUUGCCAUGACGACAUUUUCACGCAGUUUUACCUUAGUUACCUAGAGGCCUGGGGAAAACAGAUGACUCCAGUCUAUGGGAGUAGGCCAGAUGGCAGUCUCUACCAUUGGAGACACAAUACCGAUGAGUCCAUGAAAGAUUAUUUUGCCCUCAAUCAAUCCAUAAAAGCGCUCAUGAACUCGCAGGACAAACGGCUGUGUUCAGUGGUAAAACUUAGACUUAAAUCAAUGGCUGAUGAAUCGUUUGUCAAUGUUUGGAGAGAUUUGUUGAAAGUAUUGCCAUUUUAAUAAAGAAUAGUUAUUUUUCUCGAAAUGUCACGUAUGGUUGUAAAAACGUGUGAUUAAUUAUGGUGGAUAUUAUGUAGGUAUGUUCUGUUAUGUUAUAUUGUUCUUAUUGUUAUUAAAGAUAAAGGAGA